AUGGACGAUUAUCACGUGAAUACGGCCUUCUCAAUGGGCAAACGUAACCAACAGAAUGAUGACAAUAGUGAAAGUAAUAGUGUACACACACAACCAAGCACUAUGGCACCUGCAACGCUGAGGAUGAUGGGGAAGAGUCCACAACAGCAGCAGCAUAUACCUUUAAUGCCACCAGCAGAUAUCAAGAAUUUAAACAAUGGUAAUUCUUAUCAAGCAGAGCAAAAGGAGAGACAAUCAGUACUUGAAAGUAGACCUAGAGAAAACUCAUCAAAGUCAAAUACCACUAGCCAAAGUCGAGUUCCUUCUUCUCAGGGUAUGCCUAAGCAAUUCCAUAGAAAAUCAUUGGGAGAUUGGGAGUUUGUCGAAACAGUGGGCGCAGGUUCUAUGGGUAAGGUAAAACUGGCAAAGCAUCGCUAUACUAAUGAGGUAUGUGCGGUAAAAAUUGUAAACCGAGCUACAAAGGCUUUUUUGCACAAGGAACAGAUGUUGCCUCCACCGAAAAAUGAACAAGAUGUGCUGGAAAGACAGAAAAAAUUGGAAAAGGAGAUAUCUAGGGAUAAAAGAACUAUUCGGGAAGCAUCUUUGGGUCAAGUCUUGUAUCAUCCGCAUAUAUGUAGGCUUUUUGAAAUGUGCACUUUGUCGAACCAUUUCUAUAUGUUGUUUGAAUACGUUUCAGGUGGUCAACUGUUAGAUUAUAUCAUCCAACAUGGAUCGAUACGAGAACACCAAGCAAGAAAGUUUGCUAGAGGCAUUGCAAGUGCCUUAAUGUAUUUACAUGCUAAUAAUAUCGUUCACAGGGAUCUGAAAAUAGAAAACAUCAUGAUUUCAGAUUCUAGCGAAAUCAAAAUAAUUGAUUUUGGGUUGUCCAAUCUUUAUGAUUCUAGAAAGCAACUGCACACUUUCUGUGGGUCUUUAUACUUUGCUGCGCCUGAAUUAUUGAAAGCUCAUCCUUAUACAGGACCUGAAGUAGAUGUCUGGUCAUUUGGUGUAGUUUUAUUUGUUUUGGUAUGCGGGAAAGUUCCAUUUGAUGACGAAAAUUCGAGCGUUUUGCAUGAAAAGAUUAAGCAAGGUAAGGUUGAAUAUCCUCAACAUUUAUCUAUCGAGGUAAUAUCACUGCUAUCUAAAAUGUUGGUGGUAGAUCCAAAAAGAAGAGCGACACUCAAACAAGUUGUAGAGCACCAUUGGAUGGUGAGAGGCUUUAAUGCUCCCCCUCCUUCUUACUUGCCGAAAAGAGUUCCACUGACUAUCGAGACGCUUAAUACGAAUGUCUUGAAAGAGAUGUACCGUUUGGAAUUCAUUGAUGAUGUGGAAGAAACAAGAAGUGUUUUGGUCAGUAUAAUCUCAGAUCCUACUUACGUUCUUCUUUCUAGACAAUACUGGACUUUAGUAGCAAAGGCCAGGGCAGAAUCCAGUGACAAUGAAAGUGUUCCUAAUAUAACGGAAAGUUUUGAAGAUCCAACAAGGGCGUACCAUCCAAUGAUUUCCAUAUACUAUUUGACCUCUGAAAUGCUCAACAGAAAGCACGCAAAAGCCCAGAAUCAACAACAGCGACAGAGUUAUGAGAAUACAGAAAAGUUUUCUCAGAUACCGGAAAAUUCAAAACAAAACGAUAUCAAGGUUAAUAAAACUGUUAUAAAAUCAGAGCCAGAAGCUACGCACCCAACACCACCUAGGAAAGAUACAGCUACACCUUUGACUCCAAAAAAUGUUAAUAAUGCAGAACCUGUCUUACAUGUGAUGAUUCCACCAAAAUUAGCAAUGCCAGAACAAGCUCAUACGUCACCGACGAGUAGGAAAAGUUCUGAUAAUCAACACCAUGAAGUGGAAUAUGCCCUAUCACCAACUCCUCAGGGAAAUGAUUAUCAGCAAUUCAGAGUACCUUCGAAUACAAGUGAAUCUUCAGAAAAAGCGAAAUUUGGGAAUAUAUUUAGAAAGUUAUCUCAACGCCGUAAAAAGACUAUUGAACAACCAUCCGUCAAUAGUAAUAAUAGUUUCAAUAAGCCCGUACAAAAGACACAUUCACGUGCUGUUUCGGAUUUUGUUCCAGGUUUUUCUAAGCCAAAUUACGAUUCAAAUUAUAUUUCUAUCACUGAGCCUGUUAAGAGUAAUGAUAGCAAAAGUAGCAAUAAGGGAGAUUUCCCGGCACUACCUGUCAAUGCAGAAAAUAUGCUAGAGAAGCAAAGAGAAAAGCAAAUGGAGGAAGACGUUAUGAAAUUGCGUGAUAUUAACAAACAGGAUAAUGAAGUUGAGAAAGGAAGUGAACGGGAGAAUUAUGCUGUGCAAAAAUUUGAAGGAAGCGACGAUGACGAGAAUCACCCUUUACCACCACUCAACGUUGCAAAAGGUCGAAAACUACACCCAAGUGCAAGGGCUAAAUCUGUUGGUCACGCUCGCCGUGAAUCGCUAAAAUACAUGAGGCCCCCAGUGCCUACCUCUGCCUAUCCUCAGCAGGAGCUCAUAGAUACUGGAUUCUUGGAGUCUAGCGACGACAAUAAGUCUGAUAGUUUAGGAAAUAUUACUUCGCAUACAAAUGAUAGCACCAGUGUACAUUCCAUGAACGUGCACAUAACUUCUCCUUCAAUAGAAAAGGAACUGACGGAUGAACAGAUUUUACAAGAGGCUUCGAAAGCUCCUGCAGGUUCAAUGCCGUCGAUUGAUUUUCCUCGUUCCUUAUUUUUGAAAGGUUUCUUUUCUGUCCAAACAACCUCAUCGAAGCCUUUACCAAUUGUCAGAUACAAAAUCAUGUUUGUACUGAAAAAAAUGCAUAUAGAUUUCAAGGAAGUUAAGGGUGGGUUCAUUUGUAUACAAAGGUUUUUCUCUAGUAAUGCGGAAGCAAAGAGAGAAGAGACUCCAAGGUCCAUCAUGCCGGUUUCAUAUCAUGGCUCUGUCAGGCGUCAAGGAUCUAAUAAAUAUUCACCCUCCUCUCCUUUAACGACUAAUUCUACUCACCAAAGGAAGUCAUCUAUUACUGAGACCUAUACAGACGAUAAGCACUCCGGAACUUCAUUGGAGAAUAUUCGCCAACAAAGUGAUGAAAGCGAAAGCAUGGCGACAAGAGAGAAAGAACCCAUCAAAUUUGAAAUCCAUAUUGUCAAGGUACGUAUUGUUGGUUUAGCCGGUGUGCAUUUUAAGAAAAUUUCUGGGAACACUUGGAUGUAUAAAGAACUGGCUUCUAGUAUAUUAAAAGAACUAAACUUAUAG
Messenger RNA from Saccharomyces mikatae IFO 1815, 3201 nucleotides. RefSeq names its product serine/threonine protein kinase KIN1 (gene KIN1). The transcript has a single exon. Gene Ontology annotation, cellular component: cytoplasm. Bases 1 to 3201 code for a protein of 1066 amino acids. The record is from RefSeq and is a predicted model, not a curated record. Gene Ontology annotation, molecular function: tau-protein kinase activity; protein serine/threonine kinase activity; ATP binding. Gene Ontology annotation, biological process: protein phosphorylation; intracellular signal transduction; microtubule cytoskeleton organization. NCBI's taxonomy places the organism in Eukaryota, Fungi, Ascomycota, Saccharomycetes, Saccharomycetales, Saccharomycetaceae.